Molecule: messenger RNA, 7341 nt
Organism: Anarrhichthys ocellatus (wolf-eel)
Lineage: Eukaryota; Metazoa; Chordata; Actinopteri; Perciformes; Anarhichadidae
Product: ATP-dependent RNA helicase DDX3X-like
Exons: 20
Coding region: 281-2500 (739 amino acids)
Molecular function (GO): ATP binding; nucleic acid binding; RNA helicase activity
Source: RefSeq, a predicted model, not a curated record
UUAACUAGUGCAUGACGGCUUCAUCUCAGCUUCAGCUAAAGAGCAAACCGACAUCAGCUGAGUUUGCAUUAAGUACCAUCCUUGUAGCUAAAAUACAGGAAUUUAUCAUAACGUAAAAUUCAAGAUUAGCAUUUAACAAAGCUGUUAAACUAAUGAGAUAACUGUCAGGUAUCGUAAAUACAGAAACAAGACAGAGGGAAAGGAGACAUAACACAUCAAACCCGGCUAACAAAGAGGUCCUUUUUUCAACGACAACAUUUUUCCUCCAUAUUCUAUAGUUAUGAGUCACGUGGCCGUCGAGAAUGUCCACGGUCUAGAGCAGCAGCUCGCUGUCCUAGACUUGAGUGCAGCAGACGGACAAGGUGGAGGCCCUAACCGAAAUGCCUUUGCUGCUGGUCGACAGGGUGGCUACACCAUAGCACCCGCAGCCAACUACGGUUGGGACGGGGGGCGCAACAACUUUGUCAACGGCUACCACGAUAACCGCAUAGCCGCCGGCAACUCGUUUAACCGCGGCCCGCCGCCUCGCAUGGAUCGGGGCCGGGGCGGCGUCGGAGGGGGGUACCGUGGGAACAGGGGCGGAGCCUUCAACCCCAUCAACCCCAUCAACCCAGCACAGCCCAUGGCUUUUGGUGGCUACGAAAAUAAAGAUGCUGGCGGCUGGAACACUGCCAAAGACGCCUAUAACAGUUUUGGCAACAACCGUGGGAAGUCUGCCUUCUUCAAUGACAGAGGCAACGCUAACAGAGGGAGGUUUGAGCACGGUGGAUUCGGUGGUGGUGGAGGAGGAGGAGGAGGAGGAGGAGGAGGAGGAGGAGGAGGAGGAGGAAACAGCCGCUGGGUGGAGGAGUCCAGGGAGGAGGGAGACUGGUCCAAACCAGUACCACGUAACGAACGCCUUGAAAAUGAAUUGUUCGCCGGCAGUAACACUGGGAUUAACUUUGAGAAGUACGAUGACAUUCCUGUUGAGGCCACAGGACAGAACUGCCCUCAACACAUCAACAGCUUCCAAGAUGUGGACAUGGGGGAGAUUGUCAUGGGUAACAUUGCUCUGAGUCGCUACACCAGACCGACCCCUGUCCAGAAAUAUGCCAUUCCUAUUGUCAAGGCAAAGCGAGACCUCAUGGCCUGCGCACAGACAGGUUCUGGGAAGACUGCAGCGUUCCUGCUGCCGAUUCUCAGCCAGAUUUACAACGAUGGACCAGGAGAAGCUCUCAACGCAGCUAAAGCAUCUGGACAGGACAAUGGAAAGUAUGGCCGUCGUAAGCACUACCCCAUCUCACUGGUGUUGGCUCCAACCAGAGAGCUGGCGCUGCAGAUAUAUGACGAAGCCAGGAAGUUUUCCUACCGCUCCAGAGUGCGUCCCUGCGUGGUGUAUGGAGGAGCCGACAUUGGCCAGCAGAUAAGGGAUCUGGAGAGAGGAUGCCACCUGCUGGUGGCCACACCUGGAAGACUGGUGGACAUGAUGGAGAGGGGCAAGAUUGGACUGGACUACUGCAACUACCUGGUCCUGGAUGAGGCAGAUCGUAUGUUGGACAUGGGAUUCGAACCCCAGAUAAGACGCAUCGUUGAACAGGACACCAUGCCGCACAAAGGCAUCCGACAAACCAUGAUGUUCAGCGCAACCUUUCCGAAAGAGAUCCAGAUCCUGGCCAGGGAUUUCCUGGAGGAGUACAUCUUCCUGGCGGUGGGCCGAGUGGGUUCCACCUCAGAGAACAUCACUCAGAAAGUUGUGUGGGUGGAGGAGAGCGACAAGAGGUCCUUCCUCCUGGACCUGCUCAGUGCUACAGUCAUCCCCAGCGAGGUACAGGACAAUACUGGAGACAACAUAGAGAAACCUGGGAAGGACUCGUUGACCCUGGUAUUCGUGGAGACCAAGAAAGGCGCCGACGCCUUGGAGGACUUCCUGUACCGGGAGGGCUACGCCUGCACCAGCAUCCACGGCGACCGCUCACAGAGAGACCGAGAGGAGGCCCUGAGCCAGUUCAGAUCAGGAAAAUGCCCCAUUCUGGUGGCCACGGCGGUGGCAGCUCGCGGUCUGGACAUCUCCAAUGUGAAACAUGUGAUUAACUUUGACCUGCCCAGUGACAUAGAGGAGUAUGUCCACCGCAUUGGACGUACAGGCCGAGUCGGAAACCUGGGACUGGCCACAUCGUUCUUCAACGAUAAAAACGGGAAUAUCACUAAAGACCUGCUGGACAUCCUGGUAGAGGCCAAACAGGAAGUUCCCUCAUGGCUCGAGAGCCUGGCCUAUGAACACCAGCAUAAGAGCACCAACAGAGGACGCUCUAAGAGGUUCUCCGGUGGUUUCGGAGCACGUGAUUAUCGUCAAACGGCCGCCGGAGGCACCGCCGGAGGGUUCGGAGGACGUGGAGGCCGCAACCAGGCAGCACACGGAGGAACCCGCGGGUUUGGAGGAGGUAGUUUCGGUAACUUCUACACCAGCGACGGCUACGGAGGAAACUACUCGCACUCUCAAGUUGACUGGUGGGGCAACUAGGUUCCUCCCUCCUCCCUUUACUCAUCCCUCUCUCUUCUCACUCAUCCUCCUUCCUUUCUCCACACUGUUGUCUGCACCCCAUCCACCUUCUCCCCUUCAUUAACACCGAGAACCCACGUGCAUGUUAUUAACUAUUUAUACUCAUUUAUAUAGCCCUCUUUCCAUCCCUAUGCACUCAGAUCUUUUAAUUCUAUUCCUUUUCUCGUUCUCUCCACCUUCGUCUUUACGUCCCCCAUCUUUUCUUCUUAAUUUCUGGUAAAUGUCACCUCUUCCAAUAGGCCACAUUAUAAAGGGAUACUUCAGUUUUAGUUGGUUACUUUUCAACACUAGCAUCAUCCUUUAGUGUCAGUGAGGACAUGUUGAACUAUCCUUUGUGGCAAGUGCUUGAAGAAAAAUAACCAAUUGACUUAAAGAUCUAGGUGUUACUUUAACCCCCUAAGAUUAUGGACAUUUAAUAUUUACAGUGAGUUAGUCCUACAAAACGAUGUAGAAGAGCAGGGGGAAAUCUGUUUUUUUUUGGGGGGUUUUCCACUUUAGAUAUGAGUUUUGGCUUCAUUGUGUUUUUGUCUGCAUUCACCCAAAGCCAGCCAGGCGUCCUGUGUACCUUCACAUGUCAUCUUUGUAUGUAAUGCAUGGCCAUGUUGUAAAUCGCCGGCCAAAAACUUUUCUAAAAUAGAGCGCAGAGAUAGGCAAGAUGUCAAAUCUGAGCAAGAUAUGUCUGCAUACAAAUUCCAAAACGGGAGCUGGCUGAAGGCUCCUUCAUUCACAUGAUAGAUACUGAAAAGCAGCCACAGAAAAUGUUUUAGUUAUUUUUCACCUUUUUUUUUUUUAAACAUGAUGAAGUCUUGAUUUCCCGAGAUCUGAGAAAGAUGUCUCGGAGGGACAAGGGGCUGGACAAACUGAGACACCCAGCCGGUGGGACGCCAGCAGACGCUGUCGCCCCGAUUAGCAACGAUGCUAGCAAACAGCAUUUUCUUUGUUUGAAACAAAACAUAAUGGAGGAUCAUUUGUUUCUGUACUGUGCCUUUAAGAAUUUGAACUUUGUCUCUUAUUUCCGUUGUUUUAAUUGCCAUAAUAGGUGAGUGGCUACAGGUAUUAGCCAACUGUGACUAAAACGAUAUGUAUUUAAUGUCAUGUAUGGGUUUAAACAUGUUUUUCUUUAUUUAUAUUUGGAAGGAAACAAACUAGGCUUGAACUAAAUCAAACCUUGGCAAAAAAAACAAACUAAACACAAACCGGGAUGAGGAAACUCAAAACGAUUCCUUGUCUGUCUAUUGGAGUUCAAAUUCGUCAGGUCUCUGAUGAGCUGAUUCCCAAAAGCAAAGCACCACUGUCACCAUAUUUCUAGAUUCUUCCGAUAAACCCUCAUCCAGAGCGACUAACGAGACAUUUGUCUUGUGACUUCUUUGCUUUACGAUGCGGCGAGCAGAGGAAGCAACAGUGGUUUUCUGCUUUUGGGAAACCGAGUCCUACUUAUUGACCUAUAUGUCACAUCUGCAGCUCUGGUUUGAGCUUGAGUUUGAGGUUUCUCAAAGGCAUCUUGUCGCUAAUCGUUGGGUCACGUUGCGUCAGCUACAGGGAAGGAAGUUGGCCUCGUUGUGCAGCAGCAGUUAUGUUAUGUUCUCUCACCCUUCAGACGUGUGGUUGUGAAAUAGAGAUUCGCUCCUCAUAGUGUCAGAAAGAAUUCAUUUUUACCUUUACAAUAACUGGUAAAAACCCAUCUCUCUGUCACUUUUUACAUGUGGCAGAAGUCUUCUGUAGACGUUAUCUAUCCUAUGAAAUACCACACGGCUGCUGCUGAAAACAACCGCUGUUAAAUAUAACCGUGUGGCUGCUCAGCUGGCUCUUUAGCGCCGCCAUGCUUUUGGGAAACGGGCUCCGCUUCCACCACAAAACAUUGAAAACCCUUGUUUGCCAAAAAAAAGCUUCUUUCAAGGGGAUACACGACUAAAAAGGCUGAAAAAGAGUUCAAAAAAUGUCUCGCUCACUCUAUCCUGGAGAGUUACAUGAAGAGUCUUCUCUAAAAUAAGUCAUUCCAGUUUAUUAGUUAGGUCCUUAAGAUCUGUUGAUAAAAGUAAUCUAGCCUGACCCGUUUCACAGCACAGACGCCUCCACCGCACGUUUCAGCCACGUCCUGUCUCAGCUGAUGCGAGUAAAAGACACCGAGCACAGGAGGACACAGGACGGGUGAACAUGCUGCUGGUUAGCUCCACUCUGCUGUUGAAACAGACAUCCAUGUUUCAUCCCGGAUUGAACUCUUUAAAAAGGAACGCCACUGUAUAUCUGAAUGGCUCGGUGGUAGAGGUCCAAUCCCCCCCCACUGUGUUAAUGAGCAGCAGAAUAAACCAAAAAGUGCUCUGCUGCUUACCUGGUGGGGAAAAUAGUUAAUUUCCAUCAGGGUCUAAAUUAGUUUUUGUUUUUUUACAUGAAUAACUCUGAAGUGAAAAUAUAGAUUAAAUGUAAAUAGUUAAACUCUUCUUAAAACAGACAAAGAGAAGAAUCUCCAGUGAGAAAGAAUGUGAAUUACAAGUGAAACGGCGCUUGUUGUGUAGAAAAUCACGUUGGAUCACUCGACGUUUGACCAGGCAGUGUCUGGUGACCUCAGCUCAGUGGGCAAUUUGAACCGAAUUAUUCUUUAAGAGAUAUUAUUUACACAAAUCUAAACCGAUAAUGGGAAUUGAGUCACCAGUUACCGAGGCAGAUUCCCUCAAAUUGCCCACUGGCUUUGACAAAUGACAAGGCCGGUCCAAGACUAUAAAACAUAUGCAAGUGUUGUUGUUUUUUGGUCAAGGAGUUAAACAUGCCAAGCAAAUAGAUACAAUUCUACAGCAGGCUUUAGUUAUGUUACAACUCUGAUUUUUCCCGUCAUCUAUGAUUUCUUUUUUUAAUAAGAGGCAGCGUUCAGGUCGAGAAACUAGCUGGCUUUUCCGUAAUGUUUUGAAGAGCUUCAGGCUGAGUGAUGCUGGAGGACUCGAGCAGACAGUGCUUUACUAUCUCUCUCUCUAAACCUGGUUCACCUUCAUAGGAGGAGGGGCCACUUUCACUUCCAGUUGUCAUACGAUGCAAUGUUAGAAGCAAGAAACUCCACCGUGUCCGACUGCUCCCAGAAAACAAACCACCGCUACGUGUGGCUCAACCGUCGCGUGUCGUCGCUAUUGCUCAACUUGCAGUCAAAGUCAGGCUGAAGCGAUUGAAGACCAGGACUGUGUCCCACGAGAUGGUGGAUAGAAAUCAGCAACAGGACAAUAAGUUGAAGAUAACAUUGCAUAUGACAAUCAAAUAUGAAGGAUUUGCUUAGUUUACAACUCAACACAUCAACAUAACUCCUAAAGUUACACUUUUUUUUAAAACCUUAACAUGUAGACGUUUUCUUAAUCGGCCGUGUUGAUGGCAGCUGUUUCUUAACUGUCCAGUUUUAAACCUCCGAGACGGAGGAGACGGAUCUCCACAGGCAGACGAAUGCCAAGCGGAAGCUCCGAUUUUGGGACAAAACUCAGAGUCCACCUUUAGAUAUUGACUGAAUAACACAGUUUUAAUGCCUGACUGAAUCGUCGUAUGAGAGGAGGCGUUGUCAGCAUUUGUUACUUGAAUCCACGGCUGUUGCCGGCCAGAAGCAGUCUCUUGUGUUUUAGUGAUAAUGCUAAGUAUGCUGUUCUCGCUGCCUAAAUUCGAAGGCGUACUUUAUUUAUUUUUUUUUUUAGGAAGGACAGUGAGAGUCAAAGCCGCUUGAAUGAAUCUGGUUGUAGAUGUUGCGGUGCCUUCUAGCAGCCACUACAUGUAGAGUAACGGAGGACAAAUGAAGGAGCGACUGAUGGAGGUGUGAGGAAUGGCUGCUUGUUAGUUGCUGAUGGGAGUUCGUGAGUUACACAGAAGGGAGACGUGGAAGGUAACGCUCCAGUUUACCUCACCUCUUCGUCUUCUUUGUAGAGCAAACUUGUCGAGUAGUGUUGUUCAGAGUACGCACAUAUAUAUGCAAUGUAUUUAAGUCUUUUUCUAAGGCAGAUGGAUCAUAUCUGUGCUGUGAUUACCAUUGAACUGUGUUUUGAGCAACACGUAUCUACCACUGUGCCCCCCCCCCCCCCCCCCCCCCAAAUCCCACCGCUCCUGCAGUACGUGCAAUAGAUCAAUUACUUUGCUAUCAACGAGAUUCCCUGCGUGACUUUUUGUUCGGGCCGUUGGGAUUAGAGCAGAAUCACAGCCCCAAAGUGUGACGUGUGCACGGUGCCUUGAAGUGACUGAAUCACUGGUUGACUUGAGAGUGGAAGGUGUUGGUCAGGGCUGGGUAUUAUAGCACAUGAACCAUUUCAUCGCUUCAGGCGUCGUGCAGAAGUUAGCAUGCUGACGUCAGCAUUUAGCUGUGCCGUGUACAGUCUGUAGUCUUUUAAGUUUAUCGUCACCUUCUGCAGCAAAUGAGCUCACAUGCAACAUUUGUUUUGGACCACCAGCUUCACGAGGCUCAGUUUAUUUACUCAUUUAGAAAUUCAGCACUUUUUUUUUUGGCUUUUUAAUAUUUUUAAACCCUUUUUUGAUGCCUUAAGUUGGAGGGUGAUACCCAGCCCUGAUGGAGAUGGUCGUUGGUUACACUGCUUACAGCAUGACCGUGGCGGUAACUGGCUCUCCAGCAGGAGUGCUCUGAUUGUCGGUGAACAAUUACUGGUGCUAUACUCCCAUUGCUGCGGCCUGCAGGCCCCUCUGUCGUACGAAUCCCAUCGAGUUUUACAGAUAGAAUAGUUCGGUUGCUUAGUUUGAUGUUCAACUAAAGUCUUCUGCAGUACGAGUACUUCAAAAACCUCAGAGAGGUGUGAAGGAGUGAGUGAAGUGUAGCGCAGCCAGGUCAAAAA